This is a messenger RNA of Dromiciops gliroides (monito del monte), 534 nucleotides long. RefSeq names its product ubiquitin-40S ribosomal protein S27a-like. NCBI's taxonomy places the organism in Eukaryota, Metazoa, Chordata, Mammalia, Microbiotheria, Microbiotheriidae. Gene Ontology annotation, biological process: modification-dependent protein catabolic process; translation; protein ubiquitination. The record is from RefSeq and is a predicted model, not a curated record. The coding region runs from base 16 to 534 and encodes 172 amino acids. Gene Ontology annotation, molecular function: ubiquitin protein ligase binding; structural constituent of ribosome; protein tag activity. The transcript has 2 exons. Gene Ontology annotation, cellular component: ribosome; cytoplasm; nucleus.
UCAUAUCCACCAUCAAUGGGUGGACCCAGCGGCACAAUGAAGAUUUUCAUGAAGACCCUGAUAUCGAAGACCAUCACCCUUGAGGUUGAACCAUCUGAUACUAUUGAAUAUCAAAAAAGAAAAAAAGAAAAAGAAAAUGUCAAGAUGAAGAUACAAGAUAAGGAAGGUAUUCCCCCUGAUCAGCAAAGGUUGAUUUUGGUGGGCAAGCAACUGGGAGAUGGAUGGACUUUGUCUGACUACAACAUUCAGAAGAAGUCUAUCCAUCAUCUUGUUCUGAGACUUGGGGGUUGUGCCAAGAAGAGAAAGAAGAAGUCUUACACCACUAACAAAAAGAACAAGCGUAAGAGAAAGAAGGUUAAGCUUGCUGUUCUGAAGUACUAUAAAGUUGAUGAGAAUGGCAAGAUCAGCUGCCUUCGACGAGAGUGCCCUUCUGAUGAAUGUGGUGCUGGAGUCUUUAUGGCCAGCCAUUCUGACCGACAUUAUUGUGGCAAGUGUUGUCUAACCUACUGCUUCAACAAGCCAGAAGACAAGUAA